UCCACACAGUAAUUAAACAGUACCCUACCAUGGAGGAUUCUUCAUCAGGUGAGGAAAUCAAGACUUGUCUCCGUGGUCACUGGAGACCCGCUGAGGAUGAAAAGCUCCGGCAACUUGUUCAACAAUAUGGUGCCCAAAACUGGAACUCAAUUGCUGAGAAGCUCCAAGGAAGAUCAGGGAAAAGUUGCAGAUUAAGGUGGUUCAAUCAGCUUGAUCCCAGAAUUAAUAGACAGCCAUUUACAGAAGAUGAAGAAGAGAGGCUAUGUACAGCUCACCGAAUUCAUGGGAACAAGUGGGCACUAAUAGCUAGGCUAUUCCCAGGUCGAACUGAUAAUGCUGUGAAGAAUCAUUGGCAUGUUAUAAUGGCACGAAAACAAAGAGAGCAAUCUAAGCUAUGCAGGAAGAGAAGCUUUCAAGAUCUUUAUAUUGAUUCUAACACUACUUCCUCGUCUAAUAAUAGUUUUCCUGAAAAAGGAACAAAACCUCAUGAACUAUUAUUUAGCUCAAGAAUUGGGUUAGAGAAUACCACAUACUUUGACUUCAGGAACCUCUAUAAUAAAGAAAGGAUGAUUGCAGCAAACUCUCCACCUAGUCCUUUGGCCCUUUUGAAUUUUGGAUCCAAUAUUGCAUCGUUUAGGAACAGUCCUCAAGUAGCGGAUUCGUCAUUUAGGAAAGAAGGGAGAGAUUAUUUCAAUAACUCUUGCUCUAACAUUAACCUCUCAGAAAGCUCAAAAACUUCAGAUAGAUUUCUUUACAGAAUUUAUCCAAAUCCUUCAUCCUUCGGCACCUUUUAUAGUAGGGUUGUUGUUCCAAGUCAUUUUGGAUUCCUUGAUUCUGAAAAAGAUGGAAAUGGAAGGAUAAAAAGGGACUUGAUGAGUUUCUGCGAUAACUCAUCCAAGUUAGCAAAGUUGAGGGUUUCUUCUACAGAACAAGAUCAAGUAGAUGAGUCCAACAAUAUUGAACGGAAAGAAGUUCCUUUCAUUGACUUCCUUGGUGUUGAUGUCUCUUCAUCAUGAUGAUAUCAGUGAAGUAUUUUUAACCUUCUUAUAAAAAUAACCAUAGCUUAGUUUAUUAGUUCUCUACUUCUAGCUAGUUUUCCCUCCUUUACAAAAUUUUAGCAAUUCUAGUCAAUAUCUAUGCAUGAGUACUGAGUGGGGCUCAUCAUUGUAAGAACAAGAUUAAACACUUUUGUCCUUAUGAAUCA
This is a messenger RNA of Gastrolobium bilobum, 1204 nucleotides long. RefSeq names its product trichome differentiation protein GL1-like. Gene Ontology annotation, biological process: regulation of DNA-templated transcription. Lineage: Eukaryota; Viridiplantae; Streptophyta; Magnoliopsida; Fabales; Fabaceae. The record is from RefSeq and is a predicted model, not a curated record. Bases 30 to 1016 code for a protein of 328 amino acids. Gene Ontology annotation, molecular function: DNA-binding transcription factor activity, RNA polymerase II-specific; RNA polymerase II cis-regulatory region sequence-specific DNA binding. Gene Ontology annotation, cellular component: nucleus. The transcript has 2 exons.